This is a messenger RNA of Maudiozyma barnettii, 1929 nucleotides long. RefSeq names its product protein phosphatase regulator REG2 (gene REG2). The record is from RefSeq and is a predicted model, not a curated record. Bases 1 to 1929 code for a protein of 642 amino acids. Lineage: Eukaryota; Fungi; Ascomycota; Saccharomycetes; Saccharomycetales; Saccharomycetaceae. The transcript has a single exon.
AUGUUACUGAUUCCUAGCACGUAUAAUAAUACCACAACAACAGGUGAUGACGACAAGAAAAUAGAUCCACGAGAAUAUGAGGACCUCGGACCAUGUGUCUCCAUGGCGAUUGAAGCACAGAACGAAGAGCAAUUCCUACGACUCUCGUACAAGUUGAAACGGACGACCUCGUUGCAUAUGGGGAGGAAACCAGGCACUGCUGGUGCUGCCACUGGUGACGCAGAGUGUCGUCCCACAAAACAGUUUUGGAAGGAGUCUAGACAAUGUAGGACGUUUGCUUUGCCAAGUGAGGAGACUCUCCGGGUGAAGGACGACGUCUCGGUGGGCCAGGGCGCCCCAGAUAAGUAUGUGGACUAUCUGUCGUAUCGUUGGAACGAUUUCGAAGUGAUUAAUUCCUGGAAGUUUAUUCGUUUGGCAAGGAAAUGGUGUCAUGAAAGAAAAACGUUGCAAGUGGAUGAUGGGUUGAAGGAUGAUUUGAAACCAAGCGAGCUUUAUAAUCGAAGACUGGAGAAUAUGUCGUGGAGAAUUUGGUUUAAAUUGAAAUUGCCGAUGGCCUUACAACCAACUCAAAACGUUAAGGAAAUAUUGUUUAAUAGCAUGUCGAAUCAAGAUAUGACUUGGCUCUAUGGACCUUUGAUACAUAGAGAUCAAAGUGGUUCCGUAGCAAGUAUUCAAAACAUUAACGAUACAAAAAAUAUUCAAAAAAAGACACCUUACAUUAAACCCAUCUUAAAGAAAAGAAAUUUGGGUGAAACUUUAGAGAAAAACUCCUUAUGGAGACUUAGAAAAGUUAAACGAAAUAUUAAAAGAAGAAGUUCUUUGGACUAUAGGCAUAUCAGACAGCAUACUAGAUUAAAUAUUCCUAAUACGGAUAGAUCAGCAUCUUAUUUUGAUGAUGAGCCCUUGAUCGAAAGUAAUGAUAGUAGCAACCCAUCAUCUUCGUCUACUUCUUCAAGUUUUACCGGACUGGCAGCAAUAACCAACCAACACUCACACCCGCAUAAUGAUAACGACAAUAACGAUUCUACAACUCAUUCACCAAUAUUAGAUGAUAUUCAACCACAAUUAGAUGUCAGGCACAUCAGAUUUAGUAAUAAUGUACAACAAUGCAUUGCCAUUCAUAAAUCAAAAUCAAACCUUGAUUCAACUGAACUACAGAAGGAUAUCAUUCAACCUUUACCCCCUACUCAAUUAAAUUAUUAUUCAGGUUCAGAAUCUGAUUCUUCCUCUGAAUCAUGUCCUGAUGAAGACUGUGAUGAUUGUAAUAAAGACACUAACGUUGCCUAUAAGCAUUAUAGCUACAUUAAAAAUAAAUCUAAAUCUAGAUCCAAAGCAGUCUCUCAUAAUGUCAAUACCUCUAGAAGAUACCCUUACAUAUAUGAUUACAAUUCUGUCUAUACUGGUGACGUUAGCAAUUUGUUACCAAAGGAUUAUUCCUGUGAUAUUAUUGAUUUACCACAAGGUUUGGGACUAGAGUUAAGUGCACCUACCCAACCUAUUGCUAUUCCUUCUCCUACUUGUGAGACAGAUAUUCUUAUCACUAGUGAUGAAACUAUAAUCCUUUCGCCGAGUGCAACAACACCAUCUCUUUCACCUUCGCAUAGUAUUAUUGUACCAUCAUCGGCAUUUUCUACUCCACAGACUCCAUUAAGCUCAACGUUCGGUUAUUCUUCGACUACUUCAACUUUCUCAACAGAAGACACUGAGACAAGCUCUGUACAAGCAUUGACAAAGACAAGAGAUUUUAUCACGGGACAACUAAUCAGUAGUAAUAGUAAUAGUGCUAAUGAUGACGAUAGUAACAAAGGUUCUCCUCAAUUGCUAGAUGCAAUGGAAACGCCUCCUACUUUAUUUAACCCUAAAUUUAAAACAUCACCAACAGCUUUAGCAAACUUCAUAUUCAAUUCAUCGGAUGAGAGUGAUAUUUAA